Molecule: messenger RNA, 2742 nt
Organism: Eimeria acervulina
Lineage: Eukaryota; Apicomplexa; Conoidasida; Eucoccidiorida; Eimeriidae
Exons: 2
Coding region: 1-2742 (913 amino acids)
Source: RefSeq, a predicted model, not a curated record
AUGGGGUCUUUCCCUGGGCAAGACACGCAGCAGGCAAACCCUCACCCAUGGAAUAUCGUGCUGCAGCAGAGACCUCACAGCAGCGCAGCAGCAGCAGCAGCAGCAGCAGCAGCUGCAGCAGCUGCUGCUGCUGCUGAUGCUGGGUUUCCGCUGCAGCAGCAACAGGGCUUCUGCCUGCUGCAGCAGCAGCAGCGCGAACAGCAGCAACAGCAGCAGCAGCAAUUUCAGCAGAGAGAGAAACAGCUGCUGCAUCUCCACUCUGCUGCUGUCAGUUUGUAUGAUAGCUGCACCAACGUCCUCUCUUAUCAGCAGCAGCAGCAGCAGCAGCAGCAACAGCAGCAGCAGCAGCUACAGCGGAACACCGCAGCAUGUUUUUCUGGCUGCUACAACGUGCAUGCAGCGCAUGCUGCUGCAGCAGAUAGCCAUAUGAGCAACACUGCAGCAGCAGCAGCAGCAACACCAGCAGCAGCAGCAACAGCAGCAGCAGCAGCAGCAGCACGGCCACCAGCAGCUGCAGCAGCAGUUUGCUUCUCCCUCCAAAGUAAUGGCACCCCUGGGUAUGAGAGAGAGACAGUGUACAGAGAUAUGCAGCAGCAGCAGCACCUGCAGCAGCAGCACCUGCAGCAGCAGCAGCUGCAGCAACAGCAGCUGCAGCAACAGCAGCUGCAGCAGCAGCAGCAGCUACAACAGCAGCAGCUGCAACAGCAGCAGCAGCAGCAACAACAGCAACAGCUGCAACAACAGCAGCUGCUACAACAACAGCAGCAGCAGCAGCUGCUACUGCAACAACAGCAGCAGCAGCAGUUGCUACUGCAACAGCAGCAGCAGCAGCAGUUGCUGCAGCAGCAGCUGCACCAGCAGCAGUUGCACCACCAGCAACUGCAACAACAGCAACUGCAGCAGCAGCUGCUGCAUCAGCAGCAGCUGCAGCAGCAGCAUCAGCAGCAGCAGAAGCAGCAGCAGCAGCAGCAACAGAAGCAGCAGCAGCAGCAGCAGCAGCAAGAGGAGCAGCUGCUGCAGGAAGGAUUCCCUGUGGGGGCUCUGCUGCAGUCGUGUCGGUUGUGGUGGGGCUGUCCAAGCCCUGCAGCAGCAGCAGAUAGCAGCAACAGCAGCAGCAGCAGCAGCAGCAGCAAUAAGAACAACAGGCAGACCCGCCAAAUACGCAGGCGUUGGGGAUGCAGCAGCAACACCAGCAGCAGCAGCAGCAGCAGCAGCAACCGCACUUCAGCAAGGGGCCUCCAUGUGAAAGGCCCCGUUUCAUCUGCUGCUGCUGCUGCUGCUGCUGCUGCUGGUGGUGCUUCUGGUGCUGCAGCAAAGAAGGACAGCAGCAGGGUACCUUGUGAUUCAACUGCUGCGAGUGCUGCUGCUGCUUCACCAGCAACAGCAACAACAACAGCAGCAGCAGCAACAACAGCCGCCGCAACAACAACAGCAGCAGCACCAGCAACAGCAACAGCAGCAGCAGCAGCAACAGCAGCAGCAGCAACAGCAGCAGAAGGAAGAGUAUCUGUUUGGGAGUUAAUAGAACGGUGGGCUGGUGAGAGCGAUGAUGAAGAAUUUGUUUUUAAGCGGAAGGAGACGCCUAAGGAGACAGUUGAAGCAGCUUCUUGCUGCAGCACGACUCGCAGCAGCAGACACAGGAGACGGGCCCAGCAGCAGCAGCAGCAGCAGCAGCAGGUGCUGCAGCAGCAAGGGGGAGAGAAGGAAGAUGUGGAGAGCCCUUUUGAGUCUCUCUGCAGCAGUGAAGAGACAGCAGCAGCAGAAAGCAGCUGCUGCAGCAGCAGCUGCAGCACCAGCAGCAGCUGCAGUAGCUGCAGCAGCAGCUGCAGCAGCUGCUGCAGCAGCAGCAGCUCUAGUGAAGACACCGAAAUUGAGGUUGACAGCAGCAGCAAUUGCUGCUGCUGUUCGAAACCCCCCGCUAAAGGACGAGAAUACAGCUGCAGCAGCAGCAGCUGCAACAGCAGCAGCUGCAGCAGAAGCAGGUGGAGGGGACGUAGGGGUCGCAGCAGCAGCAGCAGCAACAGCAGCAGCAGCAGGCUGAGGCCUUUUGGAGAGAAGUAUGUGGGGUCAAGUGCAGCAGCAGAAGCAGCAGCAAAUGCUCUCCGCCCACCAUUUAUCUUAGAGCAUGUGCAGCAUUUGCUGCCUCACCUGCAGCUGCAGCUGCAGCAGCAGCAGCAGCACCAAGGCCCAGCAGCAGCAGCAGCAGCUGCUACUGCUGCUGCUGCUGCUGACCCACCUGGAGUAAACGGAUUCACGCAGCAGCAGCUGCGACGGCUGAAGCUGCAGCUUGAUGUUUAUUUGCAGCUGCUGCUUCAGGCUAUCUUCCUAACAAGGGCCCCAGCAGCAGCAGCAGCAGCAGCAGCAGCAGCAGGUGGCAGCAGCAGCAGCAGCAGCAGCAGCAGCGGAGCAGAGCCGCCAGAGGUGGAGAGACACCACAAGCUGUUGGGGCUUCUAGAUUCUCUAGUCCUUGCAAGACUGAAGCAUGUGAAUACUCUGCGAGUUAAAGAGGGUUUGCUUCCGCUGGAUAUUACAGAGCCUCUUCCUUCUGCAGCAGCAGCCCUCAUCAGCAGCAGCAGCAGCAGCAGCAGCAGCAGCAGCAGCAGCAGCAGCGGGCUUGUUCCUUUUGCUGCUUGCCGCUAUAAAACUGCUGCUGUCUUUGCUGGAGAGACGCCCCGCUGCUGCUCUCUCGAUGUCCCUCUGCUUCGGAAAAUUAAACAUUUUUUGCUGCUGCUGAUUGAGUAA